AAGUUGGCGGGGAAGCCAGGGCAACGGCACCGCUCGUGGACCUUGGAGGACACACCCAGGAUGCUGGUCCCCGCACUCCUCUUUCUCCUCUUCUGCUCCAGUGGGCGUGCAGGGUGGUCCCGGUACUGGAUAUCAGGAAGUGCAGCCAGUGGCCAGCACGAUCUCCACAUUAGGCCCGUGGAGCGAGAGGAUGAAGCACUGUAUGAAUGUCAGGCUACACAAGCAGGCCUCCGCUCUCGGCCAGCCCAGCUGCACGUGCUGGUGCCCCCUGAAGCCCCCCAGGUGCUGGGAGGCCCCUCUGUAUCCCUGGUUGCUGGAGUUCCUGCGAACCUGACAUGUCGGAGCCACGGGGAAGCCCGCCCCACCCCUGAGCUGCUGUGGUUCCGAGAUGGGGUCCGGUUGGAUGGGACCACCUUCCACCAGACCCUGUUGAAGGAAGGGAGCACUGGGUCAGUGGAGAGCACCUUAUCCCUGAUCCCUUCCAGCCAUGAUGAUGGAGCCACCUUGGUCUGCCGGGCCCGAAGCCAGGCCCUGCCUGCGGGAAGGGACACAGUGAUCACACUGAGCCUGCAGUACCCCCCAGAGGUGACUCUGUCUGCUGAGCCGCAGACUGUGCAGGAGGGAGAGAAGGUCACUUUCCUGUGUCAGGCCACAGCCCAGCCUCCUGUCACUGGCUACAGGUGGGCGAAGGGGGGAUCCCCGGUGCUCGGGGCCCGCGGGCCAAGGUUGGAGGUCGUGGCAGACGCCUCGUUCCUGACUGAGCCCGUGUCCUGCGAGGUCAGCAACGCCGUGGGUGGUGCCAACCGCAGCACCGCGCUGGACGUGCUAUUCGGACCGACUCUGCAGGCAACACCGGAGCCGGUGUCCGUGGACGUGGGGAGAGACGCCUCCUUCCGCUGCGCCUGGCGCGGGAACCCGCUCCCGCGGAUCACCUGGACCCGCCGCGGCGGCGCGCAGGUGCUGGGCUCCGGGCCCACGCUGCGUCUGCCGUCGGUGGGGCCCGAGGACGCGGGCGACUACGUGUGCAGGGCCGACCCCGGGCCCUCGGGCCUGGGGGGCGGCGCCGCGGAGGCUCGGUUGACGGUGAACGCUCCCCCGGUAGUGACCGCCCUGCACUCUGCGCCUGCCUUCCUGAGGGGCCCGGCCCGCCUCCAGUGUCUGGUUUGGGCCUCUCCGGCCCCAGAAGCCGUGGUCUGGUCUUGGGAUGAGGGCUUCCUGGAGGCAGGGUCACAGGGCCGGUUCCUGGUGGAGACAUUCCCAGCCCCGGAGGGCCACGGGGGACAGGGUCCAGGCCUGAUCUCUGUGCUACACAUUUCGGGGACGCAGGAGUCCGACUUUAGCAGGAGCUUUAACUGCAGUGCCCGGAACCGGCUGGGCGAGGGAGGCACCCGGGUCAGCCUGGGCCGUAGAGACUGGCUGCCCACCGUGCAGAUUGUGGCCGGGGUGGCGGCUGCGGCCACCACCCUCCUCAUGAUCAUCACCGGGGUGGCUCUCUGCUGCUGGCGCCACAGCAAGGGUCAGUCUUCUUUCUCCGAGCAGAAGAACCUAGUGCGAAUCGCAGGCAGCAGCGACGGCUCCAGUUCGCGGGGUCCCGAGGAGGAGGAGACCGGCAGUGGCGAGGACCAGGGCCCCGUUGUGCACACGGACCACAGAGACCUGGCUCUGGAUGAGGAAGGGGUUCUGGAAAACAAAGACCCAACCAAUGGUUACUACAAGGUCCGAGGAGUCAGUCCACCCUCGUCUCCAGACUCACGUGUGACAUCUCCCCAGCUGAAGAGUCCUGGCAUCGUCAACUUGCCAUCACGAAUUGUCCUGAUUUCGGAAGAAUCGGAACCAGUUGGCAAUCUUACUCCUCCAAAUUUGAACACUGGGGGAGGGAAAGAUUGUUACAACUGUCAGGAUCGCUGACGUACAGUCAGCUCAGCCAAAGGGGCUGCCCAGAUGGAGAGCGAUCCUAUUCCUCCGUGGAAAAGGGAUUCAAGAUGGCGGAUAGGCCCUUUGCUGAGAGGGGGGACAGGGGUUGGUGGGAAUUAGGGGCAGAGAGGGAAGUUGCUUCUAGCCACUGAAGGAAGAUAUUUCAAGAUGACCAUCUGCAUUGAGAAGAAAGAGCACAGGGAAGAUCAAGGAGGAGGGCAAGCCAGGCCCCACCCUGCCUGGCUUUCCCUAAAGGAUGCUUUGCUCAGCCAAUAGAAGCACAGCCAAGAUGACUGUUCACACCCAGAAACCCAAGAUGGCCAUCAUCCUGAUUCCUUCCACUUUUCUUAAAGACUCAGAAAGAACUGGACCCAAGGGCGAGAACUAUCACAGUGGGGGUGAAGGGGAAUCUUGGGAUAAGAAUAUUUAUGUUUGAUUAAAAAAAAGUCAAAGAGGCAAAUGUG
Messenger RNA from Carlito syrichta (Philippine tarsier), 2378 nucleotides. It is a transcript of the gene KIRREL2, whose product is annotated as kirre like nephrin family adhesion molecule 2. The record is from RefSeq and is a predicted model, not a curated record. Gene Ontology annotation, molecular function: cell adhesion molecule binding. The transcript has 15 exons. Lineage: Eukaryota; Metazoa; Chordata; Mammalia; Primates; Tarsiidae. Bases 61 to 1908 code for a protein of 615 amino acids. Gene Ontology annotation, biological process: cell-cell adhesion. Gene Ontology annotation, cellular component: cell-cell junction.